UUUCGGGCUGACGGACGGGUUCUCCCUUUCCAUAAGCCACCGAGUGGGAAAGGGUUGCUUGAGGGAAACCCAAAAGCCUAGGACAUGAACAUAUAACCGUUCGUGGGGCCCUCCCCUCCGUCCCGCCGUCCCGGUCUGUCGGAUUCUCCCUUGAUCGCCGUCCACCUCCAUUGCAAUCUCCAGUGUGUCUCGCCCACGGGAUUUUUGACCCCUCGAGGUCUACGACCUCCUUAGACCAGCCAGACGUCUCUGUGUGUGUUUCGAUCAGCCACGCCCUUCGCCAUGGUCGAGGGAAACCUACCUGGCGAGAGCAACGCGCUCAUGGUCCAGGUGCCCGCCAUCGUCUUCUUCGUCCUGACGCCCAUCUUUGUGGGCAUUCGGUUCUGGUCACGGAUCAAGAUGAGAUCUGGCUUGGGCUGGGAUGACUGGACGAUCCUGUUCUCGUUCUUCUGCUGCCUGACCGUGUCAGUCCUGAUGAUGAUUUCUUGCGAGUUUGGUUUCGGUCAGCAUAUUAAGAAUCUCUCCAAGCCGAACAGGCUGAUGACACUCAAGCUCUUCUAUGUGGCCCAGAUCUUCUACAAGAUCACCAUCAACCUUACCAAAGCCUCGAUCCUGCUCCUCUACCUGCGCAUCUUCGUGCAACGGUACUUUAGGAUCCUAUGCUACAUCCUACUCAGCAUCAUCCUGGCGUACAUGGUGGCUACGUCGGCUUCGUCCAUCUGGCAAUGCACUCCCAUCCCCCGCGCAUGGGACAAGUCCAUCCCCGGCACCUGCAUCAGCUUGACGAUGAACUGGUACGCCAACGCUGGAUUUUCCAUCGCCACCGACAUCCUCAUCAUGGCGCUACCCCAGCACGUCUUGUGGAAGUCGAAGCUUCCCAUCAACCAAAAGAGAGCCCUCAUGGUUGUCUUUGCCCUGGGUUUGUUCGUCACCAUCACGAGCAUCCUGCGUAUGACGACACUGGACUUCUCUACCACUAGCCCGGACACCACAUUCGAUAUCGCCUCUACCCUCUGGACCCUCGUCGAAGACAACGUCGCCAUCAUCUGCGCCUGUCUGCCCAUGUGCCGCCUCCCCCUGACCUACAUCUUCCCGUCCUAUUUUGCCUCCAAGCAGGGCUCAAGCGCCGGGAGCUACAACAUCAAGUCCGCCCCGCGCACAAACAGCAGCGCCUUCAUCCACGCCGGCACGAGCCGCAACGACUGGCACCCGUACCAGGGCCGCGAGGAGAAGACCGGCAUCCACCUGACGAGCGUGCAAGCCAAGCCCAAGGCCGGGGACGACACGAGUGAGGAGUACAUCUUGCCGGCGGCGACGACGACGGACGCGAGGCAUGUGAGAACCCCGAGCGAGGAAGCGGAGGACCGAAGGGCUAUUAGGAAAACGAUGGCGUUUCACAUGACUUAUGAUGAGAGUGCGGCAAAAGUUUGAAGAGAGGAAUGCGGAGGGCCGAUACCAAAAAAAGGGGGAACGGACUUGAGGCAGUACUCUUGCUAGGAACAUGUAGAUUACCACCGCACCAGA
This is a messenger RNA of Colletotrichum destructivum, 1524 nucleotides long. RefSeq lists its product as uncharacterized. The record is from RefSeq and is a predicted model, not a curated record. The transcript is spliced from 4 exons. Bases 283 to 1431 code for a protein of 382 amino acids. NCBI's taxonomy places the organism in Eukaryota, Fungi, Ascomycota, Sordariomycetes, Glomerellales, Glomerellaceae.